AUGCAAGCCAUGAUAUUUGCCAUAGAAGAGAUCAACAAGAACCCAGACCUUCUUCCCAAUAUAACCCUGGGCUACCGGAUCCUUGACUCUUGUUCUGUAAUCAUACGGGCCGCAGGAGGAACCUUGUGGAUUUUAUCUGGAGGAAAGGAAAGUGUUCCAAAUUAUCGGUGUGAAAGAAAAGGAACAUUUGCUGGUAUUGUUGGUGAUUCUGGGUCCCCGGGCUCCAUCAUAAUGGCCCAAAUCUUAGGACUUUACAGAUAUCCACAGAUAAGUUUUUCCGCAACCAGCCCAACUCUCAGCAAUAGAAAAAUGUUUCCAUCUUUCUUUCGCACCGCACCUAGCGAUGCAUUUCAGUCCCAAGGACUUGCUAAGCUAAUCUUGUAUUUUGGUUGGUCAUGGGUUGGGUUUGUAGCCAGCGAUAAUGACUAUGGACAAAUGGGUCUCCAGGUGGUCAAGCAAGAAUUCAUAAAUGCUGGUACUUGUGAAGCCUUCACGGAGACAAUCAUGACCAGUCAGGCCAACAGAAAUGCUCCUCACAUUGUCAAAGUAAUCAAGAACUCGACAGUUAAGGUUGUGGUAGUGGUGUCCUCUAACGUGGAUUUUCUGCCUGUUGUAGAAGAGUUGGCAAGACAGAAUGUGACUGGUAGAAUCUGGAUAGCCAGUGAAUCGUGGUCAACCUCUGCUCUUCUUUCUGAAGCAAAGUAUCGGCAAGUCUUGGUGGGCACUGUUGGGUUUGCUGUCCAUGGAGGACAGAUGCCAGGAUUCAUGGAUUACCUUCACAGCUUACACCCAUCAAAAGCUCCCAAUGAUUCUUUCAUAGUGGAGUUGUGGGAGCAAAUAUUUUCAUGCAGAUGGACCAACUACCAGAAUUUAGGUGGUGGUACAAGUAACAAAACUACGCAUGACUGCACCGGAGAAGAAAAUCUGGCGAAAGCAAAGAUGAAAGUUGCUCUAGGAGUGGUGGUAGGAAAAUAUGACUCUAGCUCUACGGAUGGGAAGAUCAUGAGGGUAGACAGUGCGGCCAUUGUAUGGGAUGAUAAUGAUACCAAGGUUCCACCAUCAAAGUGCAGCUCUAGCUGUCCACCAGGAUUUAUGAAGGUGGCCAUCCCUGGAAAGCCCAUCUGCUGUUUCCAGUGUUUGCCGUGUCCUCAGGGAGAGAUUUCCAAUGAAAAAGAUGCUGUCAGGUGCCACCCUUGCCCCUGGAAUAUGUGCUCCAACCUUCACCAAGAUGCAUGCAUGCCAAGGGUCACUGAGUUCCUCUCCUACAGUGAAGUAAUUGGCAUUAUCUUGGCUACCAUUGCCAUAGUUUCCUCUGUUGUCCCACUUGGAAUCCUUGGAGUUUUCAUCCAUUACAGGAGCACACCAAUAGUGCGAGCCAACAACUGGUCUCUCAGCUGUCUUCUGCUCAUAUCUUUGUGCCUCUGCUUCCUUUGCUCAUUGGCAUUCAUAGGACAACCACAACCAGAAAAGUGCCUUCUCCGCCAAGUUACAUUUGGUUUGGCCUUUUCACUGUGUAUCUCUUGUGUCCUAGCCAAAACUAUUACAGUUGUCAUUGCCUUCAAAGCCACCAAGCCUGGAACCCAGUUAAGAAAAUUUACAGGGAUAAGAAUGUCCUAUUCACUCAUUACCCUUUGUGUACUAAUCCAAGUAUCCAUCUGUGUGACUUGGCUUUCUUCCUCGCCUCCUUUCCCUGAGUAUGACACUCAAACUCAGGCAAAAAUGAUUAUUUUUAGUUGCAAUGAAGGUUCUCCUAUUGCAUUUUGGUCCAUGUUGGGAUAUCUUGGACUCCUAGCCACCAUCAGUUUCAUCAUCGCCUUCUUGGCCAGAAGAUUACCUGACAGCUUCAAUGAGGCCAAGUUCAUCACCUUCAGCAUGCUGGCCUUCUUAAGUGUCUGGGUAUCCUACAUUCCGGCCUCUCUCAGCUCACAAGGGAAGUACAUUGUGGCCACAGAGAUCUUUGCCAUCUUAUCCUCCAGCUGGGCUCUAGUUUUUUGUAUUUUCCUGCCGAAAUGUUUCAUCAUAUUGUUUCGACCAGAUAUGAACUCUAAAGAACAUCUGAUGAGGAAAAACCAUGGUGGAGAUAGAAAAUAUUAA
This is a messenger RNA of Nanorana parkeri, 2094 nucleotides long. RefSeq names its product extracellular calcium-sensing receptor-like. The record is from RefSeq and is a predicted model, not a curated record. Gene Ontology annotation, molecular function: G protein-coupled receptor activity. Gene Ontology annotation, biological process: G protein-coupled receptor signaling pathway. Gene Ontology annotation, cellular component: membrane. The coding region runs from base 1 to 2094 and encodes 697 amino acids. NCBI's taxonomy places the organism in Eukaryota, Metazoa, Chordata, Amphibia, Anura, Dicroglossidae. The transcript is spliced from 5 exons.